GCUUCCCAUCGCUCUCACAGACCAGGCGCCAAGUGUAGCAGUCCCGUCCGCAGUCUGCCUCAGCACCUCUAACGCCCGCAAUGCCCAGGGAUACUGCCGCCCCGCUCAUUUUCACACCGCACUGACUAACCGUAUCUCUCAACGAGGUACCCUGGAUCUUUACUUCUGGACUGUUGGUCCACUGUCCCGAGUCCUCUGCGCUGCGUGAAGCGAAUGGAGAAGGUCCAAGGAUAACAGAGGGUGCAGGAUUUUGCUACUGCAGAAGACCUGCCGGUGGUACGCUGCCCGGGGGGCUGCCUGUCUGUCAGAGGCUGUGGUGUCGCAUCCACUUUUUUCAUGAUCUGAAAUCGCUUUGCAUGGAUACAUCAUGGCUACGUUUAUAUGCAGGGUACAGUUCUUAGAUGAUACUGAUCCAUUUAACAGCACCAAUUUCCCCGAGCCCACCAGACCACCUCUGUACACCUUCAGGGAAGAUAUUCCUCUGAUUAAUCAGAUUGCCGGAGUCCACAGGCUGCUGAAAGCUCCGCAGAAGCCUGAUGACUGUGCCCUUCAGCUGUCCCAUAAUGGAAGCUACCUGGACUUGGAGUCUACCUUGGCAGAGCAGAAAGAUGAACUGGAGGGAUUUCAGGAGGAAGGAGGGAGGGGCAAGAAGCACAGCGUUAUUCUUCGAACGCAGCUGUCCGUCAGAGUCCAUGCCUGCAUUGAAAAACUCUACAACUCAACUGGACGGGAGCUACGGAGAGCCCUCUUUUCCCUCAAGCAGAUUUUUCAGGAUGACAAGGACCUGGUGCACGAGUUUGUGGUGGCAGAAGGACUGACGUGUUUGAUUAAAGUGGGCGCUGAAGCCGACCAGAACUACCAGAAUUACAUCCUCAGGGCCCUCGGUCAGAUAAUGCUUUAUGUGGACGGGAUGAACGGGCUCAUAUCUCACAAUGAGACGGUCCAGUGGCUUUACACCCUGGUUGGAUCCAAGUUCCGUCUGGUGGUGAAGACGGCCCUAAAGCUGCUGCUGGUGUUUGUAGAGUACACAGAGUCUAACGCCACCCUGCUCAUAAAGGCUGUGAACGUUGUGGAUGCCAAAAGAGGCACAAAACUGUGGUCAAACGUCAUGGAGAUCCUGGAUGAGAAGGAUGGAGUGGAUACAGAGCUGCUGGUGUAUGCAAUGACACUCAUAAAUAAGACUCUGGCAGGCCUCCCAGACCAGGACUCAUACUACGACAUGGUGGACUGUCUGGAGGAGCAGGGCGUCGAAGCCGUGGCCCAGAGACACCUCAGCAGGAAAGGCACCGACCUCGACCUCGUCGAACAGUUCAACAUCUAUGAGAUGACUCUCCGCCAUGAGGACGGAGAUGACGAAACCCAGUUGCCUCCCAGCGUCCGCAAGGAACGCCGGCGGGCCAGCGUUGGUGGCACCAAUGAGAGGCGAGGCCUGGAGAGGAGACGCAGUCGGAGACACUCGCUCCAGAACAGCAGAGGCCACGCUUCUGCCCCGGCAUCACCCAGCAGCCCUCAUACUCACGCAAGCAGCUUCCUGCCAUUUGGUGGCCAACGUGUUGAAGACAUCAGUGAAAGUCUGACAGAUAUAAACAACUCCCCUACACCUUACACAGCUAGAAAGCCUUGCUGGGCUGAAAGAAUCAGUGCCAAUGGCUCUCCAUACCCUGGCAGGCACCAGGCUCCUACAUCACCCAUCCAUCGCUUCACUAGUACAGCAUCUAUGACACCAGAAUCCAAAACAGUUGACAGACCUGCUCUAGGGGGCUUGCUAACUUCAUCGUACAGACAGCAUCAGGAGUCGCUGGCUCAGGAGAGAGAGAGGAGACGCCUGGAGAGAGAGGAGCGCCUGCAGAGAAUCGAAAGAGAAGAGAGGAACCGCUUCAAUCGAGAUUCUGUUGAGAAGAGGGAAGAAGCACGACAAGCCAGAGAGGAAAGGUACAAGAAUGUGGAGAGGCUUGCUGCAGAGGAGUUCGAGCGCGAGCGCCCUAGGGCGCCGACAAGAGGACGAACAGAGAUCACUUUGUGUUUGAGUUCCAACCCUGCCAGCCGCUCUGUGUCCCGCUGUGCCACACCUUCGUCCAUUAUCUCACAGGAGGACACAGUCCCCACUGCACACCAGACAUUGGGAACAGAACAUAUCUCAGAGCCAGACCUUGACCCACAGACCAGAACCAAAAGUCCAGCGCCAGAGUUAACAGUAUCAGAACCUUCCCCCAAACCUCCCUCAGAGCCAGACAAGCAGCAGACUGAGACAGAGUCGCCUGCAGAGAUGGAGGAUGUUGCUGAGACUCAGUCUGACCAGAAUGUAGUGGCAGAGCUGGCGUCAGAUGAACAGUCAGGCAUGGAGAAAGAAGAGAGGCAAGAGCAGGAGAGGCUUGAGGAACAGACACAGCGCGUGGAUGAGGUAGAAGUAGAGGAACAGGUGGAAGAAGAGGAGGUAGCAGAUGUAGCAGAGGUAGGAGAGCCAGAUGUGGAGGUGAAUGUCGAGUUAGAGGAGGAGUUUGAGAAGGAGCAGCCGACGGAAAGGGAUGUAGAAGACAGUGUACUGCUGAGUGAGAAGGAGAGACAGAAUGAGGAAGUGAAUGAAAAGGACAACUGCUCAGCAUCCAGCAUCUCCUCCACGAGCAGCACCCUGGAAAGGGAGGAGCGUGAGGAGAAACUCACUGACAUUGAAGCAGGCCAGUGGACCCAGUGCAUUAAAGACGCAGAUGUGAACGACCAGUGCAACAAAAUACUCAACAGCAAGCGCUUCAUGCUGGACAUGCUCUAUGCUCAGACGUCAGCCAGCAAGGAUGAAGAGAAUGUAGCCGAAACUGAGAAAGAAAACUGUAAAUGUGAGAAGGAGGCAGAGGUCAGUGACGCCUCUGUGGCCAGCUUGGCCAGCAGGAUCUCCACACUGGAGGCUCACAGACAGGCCAGAGAAGAAAAUGUGAAAAAAGUGGAAGUGGGACAUCUUGACAACCAAGGCAGCGUCCGAGCAGUGGCGGAGAAGUUUGGAGAUUUGGUCAAAGGCCUAACGUCACCUCCUGAAGUCGAGGCCUCAAAAGAGCAGCAGCAGACUGACAAAUCAUCCACUGCAGCCUCAUCAGCCUUACCCCCUAAAAAAGAGUCGGACUACAUCUGGGAUCAGCUGAUGGCCACACCCAGGGAGCUGCGCAUUAAAGAAAUGGACUUCACCGACCUGAAGGAUGAGGAUGACAUGGAUAUUUUAGAUAUGGACACUGUGAUGGGGUCAGGUGACUUGAUACCACCACCUCCCCCUCCAUUGUGCAAUGUUGCCCUGCCACCACCUCCACCGCUGUUUGGGUGCCCCCCUCCUCCCCCACUCCUUGGCAAAAUGAUGCCGCCGCCCCCACCAUUCAUGGCCCCUAUCCCCCCACCCUCCCCUCAGCUGACUCGAGGGGAAAUGCCUCUCUUCCAAAAGAAGAAGAAGACCAUCCGUCUCUUCUGGAACGAAGUCCGACCCGUGGACUGGCAGUGUAAGAGCCAUAAAUUCUGUAAAGAAUCCCUCUGGUGCAAACUGGAGCCAAUUAAACUGGACACAUCCAAGCUGGAGCAGCUGUUUGAGUCCAAAUCCAAGGAGCUGCCUGUCACAAAGAAAGCAGCUGUCGAUGGCAAACGACAAGAAAUCAUCGUCCUUGAUUCAAAACGCAGCAACGCUAUCAACAUUGGCUUGACUGUCUUGCCUCCUCCCCGCACCAUCAAGACAGCUAUCCUCAACUUUGAUGAGUACGCACUGAACAAGGAAGGCAUUGAGAAAAUCCUGACAAUGAUCCCCACAGAGGAGGAGAAGCAGAGGAUCCAGGAGGCUCAGCUGGUCAACCCUGAUAUUCCCCUGGGCAGUGCUGAGCAGUUCCUCCUCACUCUCUCCUCCAUCACAGAGCUGUCUGCUCGCCUGCAGCUGUGGGCAUUCAAGAUGGACUAUGAGCUUAUUGAGAAGGAAGUGGCAGAGCCUCUGCAGGACCUGAAGGAAGGGAUGGACCAGUUAGAGAAAAACAAGACGCUGCGCUACAUCUUGACCACGUUGCUGGCCAUUGGCAACUUCCUCAAUGGCACUAAUGCAAAAGGCUUUGAGCUGAAUUACUUGGAGAAAGUCCCAGAGGUGAAGGACACAGUUCAUAAGCAGUCCCUGCUGCACCAUGCCUGCUCCAUCGUGGUGGAGAAGUUUCCAGACAGCACUGACCUCUACUCUGAGAUAGGAGCCAUCACCCGCUUGACCAAGGUGGACUUUGACCAGCUUCACGACAAUCUGGCCCAGAUGGAGCGAAGGUGCAAAGCAUCCUGGGAUCACCUCAAGGUCAUUGCAAAGCAUGAGAUGAAACCUGCUUUGAAACAAAAAAUGUCAGACUUCCUCAAAGACUGUGCAGAGAGAAUCAUUAUUCUGAAGAUUGUACAUCGAAGAAUAAUCAACAGGUUUCAUGCCUUUCUGCUGUUCCUGGGCCAUCCGGUAUAUGCGGUACGUGAGGUCAGCAUUCAUCGCUUUAGCAAGAUCCUGAGUGAAUUUGCCCUGGAGUAUCGCACAACAAGAGAGCGUGUGCUACAGCAGAAACAGAAGAGGGCCAACCACCGAGAGAGGAACAAGACCAGGGGAAAAAUGAUAACAGAUAGUGAGGAUGACGAUGAUAGUGAGAGUGGUAAAUUUGGUGGCCCAUCAGAUGCACAGGAGAGCCAGCCUCAGGGUAUCCAGUAUGCUGAAGAUGCAGCUGAACAUGAGAACAUGAAGGCUGUACUUAAGAGUAGCUUGCAAAGUGGAGAGAGUGCCACUUCUUCAGUACCAGGCCUCCGUACACGCACCAGAGCCGGCAGCACCAGAGGGCGUGUUCCCCCAUGGUGCUCUGCCAGUGACGAUCCAGUGAACUGCACAGAUGAUACAGCUGAUGAGAUCAUGGAGAGGAUUGUUAGGUCAGCCACUCAGGGGCCCAGUCAGCGGACGCAACCUCGGGAGAGGAGACGAUCCCGAGCCAACCGAAAAUCAUUGAGGAGGACACUGAAGAACGGUCUGACAACAGAGGAGGCAAAUGCUCUCGGCUUGUCCAGUGGUUCAGAGAUGCAGGUGUGAGCUGGACAUGAGGACGCCUGGAAGCCCUUUCACUGCCCCUCCAACGCCUACACCCAACCUGGCAACCCACUCCAUUCUGGCUUGGCACUAAAAUCCCCUCCCCAGCUUUGAUGAGUUGACCUCAUCUUCAUGCGUUUGGUUCACAUAAGCUUGACACAAGUGCUUCCUGAAGAGAGUGGAGAAAAGGUUUUAUUCAUGGACUGAUGGACUGAUGGUCAGAGCGAGCAGAAACAGAGCGCUGCAUUCAAACCACUAAGCUUCGCUAUUGCUGGAUAAACAUCGACGACGUGCACUCACAAGGCUUAAUCAUGAUCAUCCUUCGAACGUGACAUUGCAUACAAACACCCACACAAUAGUGUGAUUUUUUUAGGGCGGAGGGUAUCAAGAGUUGGCAAUGCUUCGAUCUCAGUGGCCUUGAUUGAAUCCAAAGGGUAAGAAGUGCGGUACAGACACUAAACUCCCCGCUGCUUGGGUUUAGUGUCAGCCCUGCAGCUUUGGUGACGAACUGAAAGACACUUCAUCUGUUGAAUAGAUGGCUUUGUGCAGCGGGUUGUUCUGUUUUAAUACUACUGUGGUAGUUUUGUGUUUCUUUUCAUUUUGCUCAAGAAGGUGCUCAAAUAAGGAACAAUUGCACUGGAAGUAAAAGUUGGGUAUCAAUGGAAUGUGAAAUCCUUGACACUGAUGAACCACUGACAUCUGAAAAUAUACUCAACAGUUUAACCAGCAAAUCAACAGUAGCACAGUUUUUAAUAUCUAAUCAAAAAGUGGACAUGUUCGAGGCAGAUGAGCAUCUCACGCUUCAUUAAAUGUCUGUUAGUCGACUAGAUGAGAAGGAAUUUAUCAGAGGAGCGACUAUUUUUAAAGUCGUUGACGUUAGGACUGGUGAUGCCACUAGUUUCAGACUAAUGCUCAUCAACAUUUUUAGCUUCAACAAACGUCGACAUCAUGUGACCUCUUCUCACUGAUGGACUGAACAGCAGGAGAGUUUUAGGAAGGCAGGUGCAGUGUUACAGGUGAGCAGUCUUCACAUAGCGAUUUAUUUUCUAGGAACUAUGAGCUGCACAUUUCAGAGUGCCUUUCAGAGACAGUUAUUUAUUACAACGUUUUCAGGGACAUAUACUCAAGAAAAUGUUACUACAGAUGUGCAGUCCGCGAGGGUGCGAGAGGAUAAUACUGCAAUGUGUAUCGUUCACGAGCUGUGAUUUAUUUUUAACCAGUGUUUUUAAAAAAAAAACUUGUCCUGGCAAUUUUUUUUCCAUGUUAUGUCUUGGAUCAAAUAGUAUGUUAUGAAGAUAGCUUUAAAGUAUUUAUGACAACUUAGGGAUUGGUCAUGCACAUUAGCUGUAACCUGUUGCCUUACUGUAGAAUAACGCAUUGUUCCACUCUAGUCGAGAUCUACGUUCAAAUGUUCACGAUAGACCAGGCCAAAUUAUUGUGUAGUUUAACUGGCGUCACUGGAGAUCUCAGCUUGUUAUUCACCCAACAGGCGGAGCUUCAUUCUCACUAUGAAUGUGAACAUCAGGUUACAAGACAGUUAGUAAAAUGGACGCACAUGAAAUCUCCAUUAUUUAUCUGUAUUGAAGUGAAUAAGAAGGAGCCCGCGGUUUAGCUUCUCGUUUAUGCAGGUCUUUAUUUGAACUAUCGAUGAGCUCAUUGUGCUAUUAAUCAAUGUGGAACAACCUUGGCUAAAUUUAUAACAUGCAUCAUUUCAGUUUAUAUCAUGGCAUGGAAAAUCCAUUAGCUGGUUUCACACUGUGAUGGAAACAUAGCCAUUGAGAGGAAAAAGAAUCUAGCGCUACAUCACGAUGAAGCUACGUAAAAACACACCAGCAGUACAUGUUUUUUGUUUUGUUUAGAAUGAACUGAAAACUAUUCAGCACCUUAGACUCAAUGUGUAGCAUGCAGCUUAUUAGAACUGAAUUUUUUUUGGGGGGGGGGGGGGGGGGGGCGCAUCGUGUUUCCCAGAUUGUACUGAUUUUUGUCGAGACAGAAUAGAUGUGUAAAGUAAUAUAGGGGGGAAUGCUGUAAAAUGAUGUACAUGUCAUGACUGUCUUUAUGGGUUUUUUUUGCUCCAUGUGUAGAAUAGUGUAUCAUAGACUAAAAGCAGUAUUAUUCUAAAUAUAAUUUAAGCAAACCAAGCCAUGCAUGGUUUAAAAAGGUGUCACUUCUGCUUGAUUUCAAAAAAAAAAAAAAAAAAAAAAAAAGGAGGUUCACUUUGGUUCUCAGAGCUGUAGGUUUGUGUUAUUAAACCUUUUCACUUCACGGACUGUUAACGUGAACAAUCGUGGUCAAACGCGCAGUGAUGAAAUUCACCAGCUAGUCCUGUGGAAUCCCUUAGAAGCCUUUUGAUUUCAUUGCACUCGACGUUUUCUUCUUUUAACAUUAGCUCACACACUCACACACACACACACACACACACACACACAUUGCUGCCUGUGCCAUAACAUCACUGUGGAACUUGGACCCAAGUGCUAUACAACCAAGGCUUCGAUUGCGUCUGUGCCCACAGCAAAAACUAUGUAACAAGUUCAAUAAAAAGGCUCAU
This is a messenger RNA of Epinephelus fuscoguttatus (brown-marbled grouper), 7601 nucleotides long. RefSeq names its product formin homology 2 domain containing 3b (gene fhod3b). The coding region runs from base 368 to 5056 and encodes 1562 amino acids. The record is from RefSeq and is a predicted model, not a curated record. NCBI's taxonomy places the organism in Eukaryota, Metazoa, Chordata, Actinopteri, Perciformes, Serranidae. Gene Ontology annotation, biological process: cortical actin cytoskeleton organization; cardiac myofibril assembly; actin filament network formation. Gene Ontology annotation, molecular function: actin filament binding. Gene Ontology annotation, cellular component: cytoskeleton; cytoplasm. The transcript is spliced from 27 exons.